Molecule: messenger RNA, 3504 nt
Organism: Amaranthus tricolor (Joseph's coat)
Lineage: Eukaryota; Viridiplantae; Streptophyta; Magnoliopsida; Caryophyllales; Amaranthaceae
Product: calmodulin-binding transcription activator 4-like
Exons: 13
Coding region: 363-3254 (963 amino acids)
Biological process (GO): regulation of transcription by RNA polymerase II
Cellular component (GO): nucleus
Molecular function (GO): protein binding; double-stranded DNA binding; transcription coregulator activity
Source: RefSeq, a predicted model, not a curated record
AUUUCUAAAUGAGUAAACUCAACUUCUUAACGUCGGUGUCAUUUGGGCGGGUAGUACUUGUAUAUUAUUCGUUGGUUUGUCUAACUCCUCAGGACCUUCCUCAGACACUCACUUAUCCAUCCUCAUUAUCAGUCUCCACGAAACUUCUCAUUGACGACUCACCUACUCGUAUUUCAUCUACUCUCCUCCGCCUUCUCUUCCGGCUUCCCCCUCUACAUCUUCUUCUACUUCUACGGACCAGAGAAAUUCAUCUCUAGGUUUAGUCAACGAGGUGUUCAAUUUCCGAUUUUUGGUCGAUUUUGUUGAAUGAAAAGUCACAAUCACUGUGUUUUUGUCUCCAUCUCUUGCACCUAUUUACAGUCAUGCAAUCUGGGUUUGAUAUAAAUGAACUGCUACAAGCAGCUCACUCACGUUGGUUGAAGCCGGCAGAAGUGCUCUUCAUUUUGCAGAAUCAUGCAAACUACAAGAUAACUCAGGAGGCUCCUCAAAAGCCGCCUAGUGGUUCUUUAUUUCUUUUCAACAAGAGGGUACUCAGGUUUUUCCGAAAGGAUGGCCAUAGUUGGCGAAAAAAGAAGGAUGGCAGAACUGUCGGGGAAGCUCAUGAACGUCUCAAGGUAGGAAAUGCUGAAGCUUUGAAUUGCUAUUAUGCCCAUGGAGAGAUCAAUCCAAAUUUUCAAAGGCGAAGUUACUGGAUGUUGGACCCGGUGUACGAGCACAUCGUUCUUGUUCAUUACAGAGAGAUCACAGAGGGGAGGCUUAGUUCUGGACCUAUUGCAGAAUUGUCGCCGGGAGCAUCUUUAACCUUCAGUCAAAGCCCUAGUGCAUACUCUAUACAAAACUCAGAAUCAUCUAGUUUAAGUGAUGUUUAUGAAUCAUACCAGAGUCACUCAAGUCCUUGUUCGAUAGAAGUCAACUCAGAUGCAGCUAUGGGGAAAGGGAUUGGCUGUUUAAAUGGGUCAAAUGUUACUGGAAAUUCAAGUGUGGCGUCUAAUUUUGAUCAGUGUCUACGUAGACUAGAAGUACAACUGAGCUUGGAUGAUGACGACAGCCUGAAAAAAUAUGCUCCAGUUGAUGGUCAGGAUGGGAGUGAAGACAUAUUGACUUUGGAUGAUCUGUAUGGCAGUAGUUACACUGGAGAGUUGACUUUUUCGGAUGAUCCUUCACAACAACAGGAUUCAGGUGGCAUUGAAGUGCAUCACCAUUUUACUUCUGGCUUGGCACAAAGUAUUGAAAAUGGUGGAUCCUUCUUUUGGAAUGAUGCCCUGUUUAGGGAUCCUCUGGAUCUGAAGGCAGAAGGGAAAAAAGGAGAUAUCCUUCAUGCAAAUGGUACAGAUCUAUCUUCCUCUAGGAGGCCAGUUGAACAUCAGCAUCAAAAUUUUGGAGCUCUCACUAUUGGAAAAUGGACUGGAGCAGACAAGGAGACGAAUACCCUAUAUUCUUCCUCUCAAACAUAUUCUGCCACCCCAGAGUUGUCCACCAUGUUUCUUGAUCCAAGCUUUGGAGUGUCUGUUGGCACAGGUUCAGGUUUGACAGUUCCAAAGGAGCAGAAAUUCAUCAUUCGUGAAAUAUGUCCGGAAUGGGGAUUUGCUGAUGAUUCUACUAAGGUCAUUAUCAUUGGAUCUUUUCUUUGUGAUCCCUCGGAGUCUGAAUGGUUUUGCAUGUUUGGUGAUGUUGAAGUUCCACUACAAUUUGUCCAGAAUGGGGUCCUUUCUUGUCAGUCUCCCCCUCAUCCUACAGGAAAAGUGACCCUCUGCAUCUCUUCUGGAAACCGAGAGUCCUGCAGUGAAAUUAGAGAAUUUGAGUACCGUGAUAAGCAUUCUGCAAGUGUCAAUAGUGAUAAACAAGGAGAAACAAAAAGAAGUGCAGAGGAGAUGUUGUUACUCGUUAGAUUGGUCCGGAUGCUUCUCUCUAAUUCACCUCUACAAGGAGGAAACAAUUGUUUAGUAGCUGACAUUCCAAAGUGUAAUGAUGAUUUGUGGAAUCAAAUCAUUGAAGAUCUGUUAGUUGGUGGAGCUACUUCGAUUAGCACCCUUGAUUGGCUACUACAGCAACUUCUGAAAGACAAGUUGCAGCAUUGGCUUUCCUCCAGAUACAUGGAAAGAGGACCUGGAGACUGUUUUUUGUCAAGAAAAGAACAAGGAAUAAUUCACAUGAUUUCUGGUUUAGGCUAUGAGUGGGCUUUGAAUCCAGUUUUGGGGUGUGGAGUUGGCAUAAAUUUCCGUGAUAUAAACGGCUGGACUGCCCUGCACUGGGCUGCAAAGUUUGGAAGGGAAAAGAUGGUAGCUGCUCUUAUUGCUUCAGGAGCAUCAGCCGUGGCAUUGACUGACCCCAGUUCACAUGAUCCCACUGGUAGAAAUGCAGCGUACAUUGCUGCAAAAUAUGGGAACAUGGGACUUGCUGGUUAUCUGUCAGAAUUGGCUCUAACUAGCCAUCUCUCAUCCCUCACUCUGGAACAAAGUGAACUCUCCAAAGAUACAGCUGAUGUUGAGGCUGAAUCAACUGUUAUUAAUAUAUCAAAGAAAAAUGUGAACUCAGCUGAGGAUCAACUUACACUUAAACAAACCUUGGCUGCUGUUAGGAAUACUGCUCAAGCUGCUGCUCGCAUUCAAGCUGCAUUUCGUGCACAUUCCUUCAGAAAGAGACAACUUAGAGAAGCAGCUUGCUCAAGGGCUGAUUCUGAUCUAGAUGAUUAUGGUUUCACUAUUAAUGACAUUCCGGGACUUUCUGCUGCAUCAAAAUUGAUUUUCCAUAAUAUGCAUGAUCAUCAUAAAGCUGCAUUGUCUAUUCAGAAAAACUAUCGGGGUUGGAAAGGCCGGAAGGACUUCUUAACUCUGCGCCAGAAAGUAGUGAAGAUACAGGCCCAUGUAAGAGGUUAUCAGGUUCGAAAGCAGUAUAAAGUUAUAUGUUGGGCAGUUGGUAUUCUAGACAAGGUUGUACUGCGUUGGCGUCGUAAAGGAGCUGGUUUGCGGGGAUUUAGAUCAGAGUCGGAUUCUGUUGAUGAAGAUGAUGAAGAUAUUAUCAAGGUCUUCAGGAAAGAGAAAGUUAAUGUCGCUAUUGAUGAGGCUGUCACAAGAGUGCUAUCCAUGGCUGAAUCUGCUGAAGCCCGCCAGCAAUAUCAUCGAAUGCUUGGAAGAACACAGGAAGCUAAGGCUGAGCUACGAGGCGUAACAAGUUCAGGGGCUUCAGUUUUCCGAGAUGGCGUUUCCUACAUGGAUAACGAGGAUAUCCCCACCUUCCUUGAAAGUCUUGAUUGAUCCUCAUCUGUACGCUGUUAUGAAGAUUUGUCUAACUACAGCUUGCUAAAUCGGUUUGAUUUGAUUUUAGUUUACUAUGGUUAAUGGUUAAUAGGUAUAUAUUUCGAAUAUAUAGUAGAUGUAUUGUGUUCUGCUAGUCCACCAUGAAGAUGUAAAAGUUAGAUGUAAAUUUCUGUAAAUAAUACUUGAUGUAUCAAAUAAUUUAAUUUUUAAUCAAGUAAAACAUGUUUGUUUAAUAUAUUAAAUAAAA